AUGGCCGAGCAACCACUCCCCAUGACGGACGAACAGGCUGACGAAAACUUUUGGCUGUCAUGCUUCUUCCUCCGCAAUCUCCCGGCCAACAUUCCUCCACAACAACUAUCUUCCUGGGUUUCCGAAACCUUUCAAAAGCGAUGUACACGAAUUGUCUAUGCAGAUGAUGUCAUGAAAGACGUUUGCCGUUCCGGCAGUUACUUGAUUGAGCUGUCCUCACCCACAGCUCGGUCCAUCUUUUCCCGACAGGGACGAGGCGAAAACUUCUUUUUCAACAUUCGAUUGCACUGCGAAGAAGUACGGUCGGAGCAAUUUGCCAAAAAGGCAUUCUUGGCUGACGUCUCAUUGAAUCCGCUCCAAAGUCCAGGUGGAACCCUUGCUGGCACUAUGGAUCGUCCCACAUCACCACAAGCACAUCAAGCACAUCACUUGCCUCACAUUCCGCAAGAAGAGUCAUCAUUAGCGCGACGAUGCCUUUUAUUAUGGCAAGUAGAAGAUCACACAUUUCCAGUAUCCAUGGAUACUAUUAUGCAGCUAUUUCAAGGUUGUCUGGGAGAGGCAGUGAAGCAAACCACGAUACUCGUACCGAAUUCCAGAAAUACCAGAGACAAGAUGAUGAUUGAAUUUUCUUCCGAAGAAAGCGUGGGUCGGGUCCUCAAGGCAUUCGAUCCCAAAGCCCGUACCUUGGCUGUUCCCGUUAAACUACAAGCCGUCAAGAAACGAGCUGGAAACUUUGCGAAACGAUGUCUCUCCGAGGCCGAACACCUUGCCACCAUUAACAACGCUUACAACAAGAAGAAGGAUGGUCGCAAAAAGAACCCCCACAACCAGUACCAAUACAAUAUUCAAAGUCCGGUUGCUUCCAUUCCGCAGCAACACGAUUUCGGAUUUAGUAGAAAUUUCGAAUUGCAGUCCCCGUUGCCACCGCCGCUCUUUCCCGAACCUGCCACAAAGUCGCAACUGGGAGGCCUUGAUCCACCCAUCAAUUUGGAGUCUCUGUUGCCCCGCGAUGGUGAAGCGCCCAUUGGGGAUCCUUCAGAUACGUUGGGACUAUCUUUCAUGGCCUUGGGACAAUCCAGCAGCAGCAAUCUUCGGAAUGAAUCAUCAUCAUUUCCAAACUUCAGCUUGCCCUUUGUCGAUUACCCAGAUGGCCCAAGCCAAGAGGAUCCAGCUUGUUUACUUCCUUUGAUCCUAGAUUCUGCCAAUGACCACGACGAACCUGCCCCGCCAUGGGGUGGGAUCAAUUCGGACAGUCAGGGGUUGGAACAUCUGUGGGGUGGGAACAGAAAUUCGUUUCCCGAUUCGAAUAGCAACGAUGAUACUCCAGGAAGAACCUUCGAAUUGGAACAAAAACUCCACGCGACCGAGCGGGAGAAUGCGGCGCUGAUUGAACAAGCGAUCAUUACCGAACGAGAACUACACACUCUGAAAGAAGAGAUGAGAGAGAAAGAUUUGCUGAUUGAGAGCCUGCGGAAACAAUUGGAGGAGAAGGACGAGCCUUUGACCGCACAGCGUUGA
Messenger RNA from Cylindrotheca closterium, 1518 nucleotides. NCBI's taxonomy places the organism in Eukaryota, Bacillariophyta, Bacillariophyceae, Bacillariales, Bacillariaceae. The record is from the annotation of a GenBank genome assembly.